Molecule: messenger RNA, 3012 nt
Organism: Lagopus muta (rock ptarmigan)
Lineage: Eukaryota; Metazoa; Chordata; Aves; Galliformes; Phasianidae
Product: prostatic spermine-binding protein-like
Exons: 2
Coding region: 2522-2905 (127 amino acids)
Source: RefSeq, a predicted model, not a curated record
CCCCGUAGGGAACCCAUCACCCCAUAGGGAUCCCAUAGGGAUCCCAUCACCCCACAAGGACCCCCCCAUAGGGACCCCAUAACCCCAUAGGAACACCAUAGGGACCCCAUAACCCCAUAGGGACCCCGUAGGGAACCCAUCACCCCACAGGGAUCCCACAGGGACCCCAUAACCCCAUAGGACCCCAUAACCCCACAGGACCCCAUAUAACCCCAUAUAGCCCCACAGGACCCCAUAACCCCACAGGACCCCAUAUAACCCCAUGUAAUCCCAUAGGACCCCAUAACCCCAUGUAACCCCAUAGGACCCCAUAACCCCACACACCCCAUAGGACCCCAUAACCCCCCACACCUCAUAACCCCAUAGGACCCCAAAAUCCCAAACAGCCCAUAGGACCCCAUAGGACUCCAUAACCCCCCACACCCCGUAACCCCAUAGGACCCCAUAUCCCCACACACCCCAUAGGACCCCAUAACCCCAUAGGACCCCAGAAUCCCAAACACCCCAUAGGACCCCAUAACCCCAUAUAACCCCAUAGGACCCCAUAGGACCAUAUAACCCCAUAGGACCCCAUAACCCCCCACACCCCAUAGGACCCCAUACGACCCCAUAACCCCAUAGGACCCCAUAGGACCCCAUAACCGCCCACACCCCAUAUAACCCCAUAGGACCCCAUAGGGCCCCAUAACCCCCCACACCCCAUAGGACCCCAUAACCCCAUAGGACCCCAGAAUCCCAAACACUCCAUAGGACCCCAUAGGGCCCCAUAACCCCACACGCCCCAUAGGACCCCAUAACCCCAUAGGACCCCAAAAUCCCAAACACCCCAUAGGACCCCACACACCCCAUAGGGCCCCAUAACCCCAUAGGGCCCCAUAACCCCCCACCGGACCCCACGUGACCCCGCAGACCCCACACCUCCGCUCUCACCCCCAGUUUCCCACGCGCCGUUUCCCGCCAACGGCCCCGGAUCCAACCGUUGGCCACGCCCCCCGCCCUUCCCAGCAACCCAUGAGGAGCGGCGGCUGCGCCCAGAUCCCGCCCACCUCGCGGCCAAUGAGAUCGGACCGUGGGAGCCACGCCCCCUCCCGGAGGCAUCGGCCAAUGGGGAACGGCGGCGCGCAGCGGUCCCGCCCCACUGCCGUGGGAGCGCUGCGCCUAGAUCCCGCCCCUUCCGGGAUGCGACAGCCAAUGGGGAGCGUUAAAGCCGUGGUCCCGCCCCCUCUGCGGGAAGCUCCGGCCCAAAUGCUCCUAUGGGGAUUACGGGGGCCUUUUGGGGUCAGAGGGGUCCCUGUGGGGUCCCUGUGGGGUUUCUAUGGGGUCUAUGGAGCUCCUAUAGGGUGAUGGGGUCCCUAUGGGGCCCCUAUGGGUUAUGGGGUUUCUAUGGGGUUUCUAUGGGGUUUCUAUGGGGUGAUGGGGUCCCUAUGGGGUUCCCUAUGGGGUUAUGGGGUCCCUAUGGGGUCCUUAUGGAGCUCCUAUAGGGUGAUGGGGUCCCUAUGGGGUUUCUAUGGGGUUUCUAUGUGGUUUCUAUGGGGUGAUGGGGUCCCUAUGGGGUUCCCUAUGGGGUUAUGGGGUCCCUAUGGGGUCCUUAUGGAGCUCCUAUAGGGUGAUGGGGUCCCUAUGGGGUUUCUAUGGGGUUUCUAUGUGGUUUCUAUGGGGUGAUGGGGUCCCUAUGGGGUUCCCUAUGGGGUUAUGGGGUCCCUAUGGGGUCCUUAUGGAGCUCCUAUUGGUUUAUGGGGUCCCUAUGGGGUCCCUGUGGGAUCAUGGGGUCCCUAUGGGGUUCCCUAUAGGGCCUCUGUGGGCUGAUGGGGUCCCUGUGGGAUCUCUAUGGGGUGAUGGGGUCCUUGUGGGGUCCUUAUGGGGUUAUGGGGUUUCUAUGGGGUCCCUAUGGGUUAUGGGGUUUCUAUGGGGUCUAUGGAGCUCCUAUAGGGUGAUGGGGUCCCUAUGGGAUCCCUGUGGGACCAUGGGGUCCCUGUGGGGUCCCUAUGGGGUCCCAGUGGGGUGAUAGGGUUUCUAUGGGGUCCCUAUGGGGUUAUGGGGUCCUUAUGGGGUCCUUAUGGAGCUCCUAUAGGGUUCUGGGGUCCCUAUGGGUUCUAUGGAGGUCCUAUGGGUGAUGGGGUGAGGAUGAAGAUGAGGAUGGGGAUGGGGAUGAAGGUGAGGUUGAAGAUGGGGAGGAAGAUGGGGGUGAGGAUGAAGAUGGGGAUGAGGAUGGGGAUGAAGAAGGGGGUGAGGAUGAGGAUGGGGGUAAGGAUGAAGGUGGGGAUGGGGAUGAGGAGGAAGAUGAGGAUGGGGAUGGGGAGGAAGAUGAGGAUGAGGAUGGGGAGGAAGAUGAGGAAGACGGGGUAAGGAUGAGGAUGGGGAUGAGGAUGAGGAUGGGGAUGAUAAUGGGGAGGAAGAUGGGGCUGAGGAUGAAGACGAAGAUGAGGAUGAGGAAGAGGCUGUGGACGAAGCCGAACGAUGGCGGGCACGGCGCUGUUUAUUAGGGCCAGCAGCCCCCGCUCACAGGCAGCUCCCGACGCCGAUGAUGGGCCAGCAGCCCCGCUCACAGGCAGCUCCCGACGCCGAUGCUGAUGAUGAUGAUGACGGUGAUGAGGAGGAAGAUGGGGAGGAAGAUGAGGAUGAGGAUGAGGAUGGGGAGGAAGAUGAGGAAGAUGGGGGUAAGGAUGAGGAUGGGGAUGAGGAUGAGGAUGGGGAGGAAGAUGAGGAGGAAGAUGGGGAGGAAGAUGGGGAUGGGAUGAGGAUGAGGAUGAGGAAUGAGGAUGAGGAUGAGGAUGAGGAUGAGGAUGAGGAUGAGGAAGAUGAGGAUGGAGAUGAAGGUGAGGGUGAAGAUGGGGAUGGGGAGGAGGAUGAGGAGGAAGAUGGGGAUGGCGAUGAAGAUGGGGAUGAAGAUGGGGAUGGGGGAUGAAGGGGGAGCUGAGGAUGGGGAUGGGGAGGAAGAUGGGGAUGGGGAUGAAGGGUGAGGAUGGGGAGGAAGAUGAGGAGGAAGAUCAGGAUGAGGAUGGGGAUGAAGAU